AUGGGCUUCGUGAUGAUCUUUCAAAAUGCCAAACUCGAAGUCAUGGCCAAGAGGGUGGAGAUGUACGAGGUCUCAAACGAAGCCUCGUCAAAUGGCGACCUCGUCGAAAUGAAGCAUGAACCACAGUUUGAUAGAGGUCCUUGGCUACCUAAAUCCUCUCAGGUCUCCAAAACACUGCAUAGCUUUCCCGUGACCGACUUCGAAGAGUAUGCUAUCAGAUGCAACCUCACCAUGCCGCGAACCGAAUGGAACUAUUUUUCUCUGACAUUUCAGCAUCCAGAGGAUCCGGAGCCAGCAAAUGAAGAUGGACUCCGUCGAAUAUGCCAUGCACUGGUCGAGCGAAUAGACAUCUUUCCAACCAUUUCUUUGCGGCAUCAAGAUGGCUACUUGCAAGUGCUUCUUGCUCGUGUUGAACCGCAUGUGAGCGUCAGUCGGGCGUCGGGGUCGCUGGAUGCAGUAGCGUUGCUGUCCAUGAACCUGUAUCGAUUAGGCUCAACCACAGCAUCGCAACCCUAUGACGGACUCUGGUUGACAUUUCGGCCGGAAGUCUUCCUAGAGUCGGGGAAUCCUGUUCUGGCGGUUGUGAAUGCAGGCCCUGGGCCGAGAAACCAAGACAACACUCAGCAUCGGCGCCGACGCGGCAGGAAUUGA
Messenger RNA from Metarhizium robertsii ARSEF 23, 651 nucleotides. RefSeq lists its product as uncharacterized. The coding region runs from base 1 to 651 and encodes 216 amino acids. The transcript has a single exon. The record is from RefSeq and is a predicted model, not a curated record. NCBI's taxonomy places the organism in Eukaryota, Fungi, Ascomycota, Sordariomycetes, Hypocreales, Clavicipitaceae.